AUGCACGAGACAAAUUGCAUAUUUCCCUGCGGUGACAAACACAAUUAAGGAAAUAUGGAGGACCCACCUUGCAAAACACGAUACUUGACUUCCGUGACUUCCCGUCCAUUUUCCCGUUUAAACUUUGAACUCAGAGAGAGAGAGAGAGAGAGAGAGAGAGAGAAUUCAAAGCGGAGCCUUUCAAUCAUCGCUUGUUUGGCCUUCAUUUUUUGGGUGGAAGAUGUUGUCAAAACGUGAAUCUAGGAAGAAGAUUGGUGAAAAUUCUGGAGCUGGGAAGUUAUUAGAUGACAUUGAAACUAUCAGUAAAGCUUUAUACCUGGAUAAAGCCCAGCCCAGAUUGUUAAUGUCUACUGUGAGCAGCCGGUCCAAGUCUGUUGGAAAACCCGAUUUACCCGAACCAAAAUCCAAAAGUAAGGGAGUGAACAAGGAUUUGUUGGAGAAGGAUAGCAAGAAGUCUAUUUGGAGCUGGAAAGGGAUUAAGGCGUUGGCGAAUGUUAGAAACAGAACUUUCAAUUGUUGCUUCUCCCUCCAUGUCCACUCUGUUGAAGGCUUACCGGUGUUGUUUGAUAGCUUUAGCCUGGUUGUGCAUUGGAAGAGACGGGAUGGGGAGAUGAUGACUCACCCAGUUAGGGUUCUUCAAGGGGUAGCUGAGUUUGAAGAACGGUUGACAUAUUCAUGUUCUGUUCACGGGAGCAGAAACGGGCCCCAUCAUUCUGCAAAGUACGAUGCGAAGCAUUUCUUGCUGUAUGUUUCUGUUUAUGGUGCUCCUGAAAUGGAUUUGGGGAAGCACCGGGUGGAUCUUGCCAGGUUGCUUCCACUUACGUUGGAGGAACUCGAAGACGAGAAGAGUUCUGGGAAAUGGACUACUAGUUACAGGUUAUCAGGGAAGGCUAAGGGCGCAACUUUAAAUGUCAGUUUUGGGUAUUAUGUACUUCAUGGGAAUGAUUCUACCAGCAAGGAUGUCUGUGAGAAGCAGGCCACAGAAAGGCGUCCAAGGAGCAUUCCUGCAAUUUCUGGCUCUUCAAGUUGGCCCACAGAAGACAUAAAGGAUCUUCAUGAGGUUUGUGUGUCAAAAUCAGAUCUUUCUAAGUCGGUGAACGUUCUCUAUAGGAAACUUGAUGAAGAGAAGAUAGAUGACUCAGCUAAUGGUAAACAAGAGAAUGGUUUUACCCCUAAUGAUGAUAUUGAGAGUUUAAAACCGGAUUCAAAAGGAAAUUCUGAAAAUGAAUGUGAAACUGGUGAGUUUUUUGUUAUGGGCCAAGGUUUAGAAAUUCCCUUGAAGGAACAGGAGAAACCAGAAACUCUAGCUAUUGAUUCUAUAGAAGGCUGUGUUGAGUCUGACGAUGUUCUUGAGAUUCCUGCUGAACUUCUGGAAAGUGAUCUGGGAUUGGAAGUUCAGAUGAAAUGCACUAAAGAAUCAAUAAUGGAGGAAUUGGACUCUGCAUUGGCAAUCGUCUCCAAGUUGGAAAAUGAAGGAUCUCAUUCUCAAGACGACAAUGAAAUAUCAAAUCUAGAUAGUUACUUGGGCAUUAUUCAAGAAAAUGAUGAUAAGAAAGGGAAAUCCCACAGCUUAGAUGAUAUAACACAAUCUGUGGCUACUGAAUUUCUUGAUAUGCUUGGCAUAGAACAUAGUCCGUUUGGAUUCAGUUCAGAAAGUGAGCCGGAAUCCCCCAGAGAGCGCCUGUUGAGGCAAUUCGAGAAGGAGGCUCUUGAUACAGGUUGUUCCUUGUUCAACUGUGGUGAAAUAGAUACCACGAACACUUCUGGGGACUUUGGUUUCGUCUCAGCCACUAAUUCUUAUGUGGAGGCUUUGCCUAAGAUAGAAACAAAUGAAACAAGAAACAGAACAAAUGCCUCUAUGUUGGAGGACUUGGAGACCGAAGUUCUGAUGCACGAAUGGGGUCUGAAUGAAAGAGCUUUUCAUCAUUCCCCUCCUAAAAGCUCCAGCGGGUUUGGCAGUCCGAUUGAUGUGGAAGCACCAGAGGACCUUAAUGGAUUGCCACCUCUGGGAGAGGGACUAGGCCCCUUUCUUCAUACCAAAGACGGAGGCUUUCUGCGCUCAAUGAAUCCUGCUCUUUUUAAAAAGGCAAAAAGUGGAGGGAAACUCAGCAUGCAGGUGUCUAAGCCGGUGGUGGUUCCAGCGGAAAUGGGGUCUGGUGUCAUGGACAUACUACAGCAUUUGGCCGCCAUUGGUAUUGAGAAACUAUCAAUGCAGGCUAAUAAGUUGAUGCCGUUGGAAGAUAUAACAGGGAAGACAGUGCAACAAAUUGCUUGGGAAGCAGCUUCCAGCUUGGAAGGAUCUGAAAGGCUCGGUGAAUGUGAGGAUAGACAGAACAUGUCGAGUUUUCCAGAUGCAAUUAAAGGGAAUCUGCACGAGUAUGAGCCAAACACCAUUGGCAACAAAGUGGAUACAGAGUACCUUUCCCUAGAAGACGUUGCUCCUUUAGCCACAGAUAAGAUUGAGUCCCUUCUAAUAGAGGGGUUGAGAAUACAGUCUGACAUGUCAAACGAGGAUGCCCCUUCAAACCUAACCCCACAGCCAGCUUUUGAGGGUAUGGUCAGUCUAGGUGGGCCCACGGGUCUGGAAGGAGCGGGCGGGUUACACCUUCUUGACAUGAAAAAUGCAUGUGAGGAUGGCAAUGACAAUGACGUGGAUGGGCUAAUGGGGUUGUCUCUAUCGCUAGAUGAAUGGAUGAGAUUGGACUCAGGAGAGGUCUAUGAUGAUGAUGAGAUCAGCGAGCGUAUGUCGAAGCUGCUUGCUGCUCACCAUGCUAACUCCAUGGACCUGAUACGCGGAGGAUCAAAAGGACGCGGCAAGGGCAGGAAGAAGUCUUUUGGUCUGUUGAGCAAUAACUUCACGGUGGCUUUGAUGGUUCAGCUUCGUGAUCCUUUGAGAGAUUAUGAGCCGGUUGGAAGGCCUAUGCUUGCCCUGGUUCAGGUGGAGAGAGAAUUCCUGCCACCUAAGCCUAGAAUCUACUGCUCAGUUUCUGAACUUAGAAGCAACAAUGGAGAUGGAGAUGAUGGGGAAAAACUGGAAGGAGAAGAAGAGUGUGGGAGUGUGAAAAAAGAGGAAACUGUUGUAACUGAACUGGAGGAACAAAACAUUCCACAGUACAAAAUAACAGAAGUGCACGUCGCGGGUUUGAACAGCGAGCAAGGUAUUAAUAAUAAGGCGACGACGAAGAAGAAGCUGUGGGGGACCACGACUCAGCAACAGUCUGGGUCCCGCUGGUUGCUCGCCAAUGGGAUGGGAAAGAAGAACAAGCACCCACUUAUGAAGACAAAAGCUGCUGCUGGUGGUGGUGGUGGUAGAGCAGCGGCAUUGCCGCCAGCAUCAACCACAGUGCAGCCAGGGGAAACUCUGUGGAGUGUGUCGUCUCGCGUCUAUGGGAGUGGGAGCAAAUGGAAGGAGAUUGCUGCGUUGAAUCCUCACAUUCGGAAUCCCAAUGUCAUCUUCCCGGGCGAAACUGUCAGAUUGAUGUAGAAGAACACUGGUUGAAGGGUGUAGUGAGACAUGUCCAGAAGAGUGAAACGAAGUGUAUGUAUGAAGAAACCUUCGGCCGGGGA
Molecule: messenger RNA, 3567 nt
Organism: Cuscuta campestris
Lineage: Eukaryota; Viridiplantae; Streptophyta; Magnoliopsida; Solanales; Convolvulaceae
Source: the annotation of a GenBank genome assembly